GGCGUAGAAAGAGCUGAACGGACGGGAAUGCAGAGGCAUGGAGCUCGGAGAAUCGGCUCCCAGAUUGAGAUGGGCGUCAAGAGAAGUCACCCAUUCUGCUCUGCCACUUCGCUUCCAUGGCACCAUGAACUUAGCAAAGAUCACCAGAUAUUCCGUCAUCUACUCGAGGCCUGCAAACUCUCGUCGGAUAUCAGAACUGCUACCGAAACCCACACCAGAAUCAUAAGAUUUGGGUAUGGAACGCACCCGUCUCUCGUGGCUUCAUUGAUUUCUGCGUAUGCCCACUGUGACCGCCUCAAUUUAGCUUAUAAAGUUGUUGACCAGGUCUUUAAUUGGACUGUGAAUCUAGUUGCUCUGAAUAAGACCCUUCACAGCUUCAUCAAAUCCAGAGAUUCAGAGUUGGCCAGAAAGGUGUUCGAUAAAAUGCCUGACCGAGAUGUGGUGACUUGGAACUCCAUGAUUGGAGGUUACGUUGAUAAUGGGCGUUUUGAGGAAGCCUUGAGGCUCUUCACAAUGAUGCUUACUUCAAAUGUUGUUCCGGACAAGUUCACUUUUGCAUCUGUUAUGCCUGGUUGUGCAAAGCUUGGUAGUCUUCCCUUGGCUCAGUGGCUGCAUCAGCUGAUGAUCGAUAUGAGAAUUGAAGUUAAUUACAUCCUGGUUGCAGCUAUGAUAGAUAUGUAUUCCAAAUGUGGUGGAAUAGAAGCUGCAAAAAGUAUAUUCGAGAGGGUUCAGCGGGAUGAUGUUUCCAUUUGGAACUCAAUGAUCAAUGGCUUAGCAAUACAUGGUUUCGCACUGGAUGCAAUUGCAGUGUUCUCAAAGAUGGACUUCGAAGAUAUUACUCCGGAUGCUAUAACAUUUCUCGGAGUUCUGUCCGCUUGUAGUCAUUCUGGUUUGGUCAAGGAAGGCCGACAUUACUUCAAUUUGAUGAAAAGUCGGUACUCGAUCGAGCCACAGCAUGAGCAUUACGGUUCAUUUGUUGACCUCUUGGGUCGAGCUGGACUUCUUGAGGAAGCUUAUGCAGUGAUCACAUCAAUGCCAAUAGAGCCAGAUGUCAUUGUCUGGAGGGCAUAUCUCAGUGCUUGUAGAACCCACAAAAACCCAAAAAUGGGUGAAGUCGCCAUUGCUCAUAUAUCACGCCUCAGAAGUGGAGAUUAUGUAUUGCUGUCCAAUACGUACUGCUCUCAACAGCAAUGGGACAAUGCGCAGAGAGUCAGGGAGAUGAUGAAGAAGCAUGGGGUAAGCAAAAAGAAAGGAAUUAGUUGGUUUGAAUGGGGAGGCAGGUUUCACCGAUUCAAAUCUGGCGAUCGAUCUCAUCCUGAGACAGAACCAAUAUACAAAGUUCUUGGAGGGCUGAUUGAGAGGGCAAAGGCGGAAGGCUUCGUCCCGAAGAGAGAGUUGGUCAUGAUGGAUGUUUCGGAAGAGGAAAAGGAGGAGAAUCUUUGUUAUCACAGUGAGAAGUUGGCUUUGGCAUUUGGGAUUCUCAAGACUGGUCCUGGUACAGAAAUCAGAAUCUCAAAGAAUCUCCGAAUCUGCGACGAUUGUCACAAUUGGUUUAGUUUGGUAUCAAGGAUGUUAAACCGGGUGAUUCUUGUGAGAGAUCGGAUUCGGUUUCACAGGUUUGAAGGUGGUUUGUGUUCUUGUGGAGACUAUUGGUAAUUAAAGUGAUUCCUCCCCAAGUUUUUAGGGGAAAGCUAAUUUUUAACAUGGGUUGGCUUGAGGUUGUUGUUUCUCAUUGCCCGCCAUUUUAGCUCAUCCUCCGAGGUCAAACUUUGACGAUUUGGGCCCCUUUAGCGGGUAAUUAAAUUAACUAGCUAGCAUCAUCAGUUUAUCAGGUUAACAAAGUCAGCAAUGGGAUUAAAGCCCUCUGAUAUUAAAAGUAGGCUAAAGAUAUAUAAAUUUCUGGGUCCCUAGUUUAAGCUGUGACAUCCAUAGAGGAAGAUGUAAAGGGCAAGGAGGUUGAGCUAACUUAAUCUUACUUGAACCAUUCUGGUUUUGGUGAUCACUCUGGUGCAAACAUUGUUGCGCACUUGAAGAACGUUUGCAGUUUGUAAAUCUCAUUGAAGUCGGCAAGCAAGCAUGAUUGCAUGGAAUGAAUGCUAUUGUUCCAGAAGGGGAAGGAAAACCAGAAGAAGCAUUGAAGGGGAAUAGACAACAAUAUCAACA
This is a messenger RNA of Linum trigynum, 2163 nucleotides long. The record is from the annotation of a GenBank genome assembly. NCBI's taxonomy places the organism in Eukaryota, Viridiplantae, Streptophyta, Magnoliopsida, Malpighiales, Linaceae.